Jaculus jaculus (lesser Egyptian jerboa) is the source of this 916-nucleotide messenger RNA. It is a transcript of the gene Gatc, whose product is annotated as glutamyl-tRNA amidotransferase subunit C. Gene Ontology annotation, biological process: glutaminyl-tRNAGln biosynthesis via transamidation; regulation of translational fidelity; mitochondrial translation. Gene Ontology annotation, molecular function: glutaminyl-tRNA synthase (glutamine-hydrolyzing) activity. The transcript has 3 exons. The record is from RefSeq and is a predicted model, not a curated record. Gene Ontology annotation, cellular component: mitochondrion; glutamyl-tRNA(Gln) amidotransferase complex. Lineage: Eukaryota; Metazoa; Chordata; Mammalia; Rodentia; Dipodidae. Bases 25 to 528 code for a protein of 167 amino acids.
GCUACGGAAGCCGAGGGAGGAAUUAUGUUAGCGCGAACCGUGCGGGUGCGUCUUCGGGCCCCGCUGGGCCGGUUACGGGAAUUCGCUUCCAAAGCGGAUCCUUGGGCCAAGGCCUGGGGCAGCUCAGCCGAUGGAGGACAGGGCCAGGAGGCGGAGCGGGCCUCGCCCAGGACCCGGUCCACCCCCGCCGCUCCCCAGGAGGGCGGUCGCGUCUCGGCCGAGUUGAUCGAGCACCUGCAGCGGCUGGCGCUGGUGGACUUCGGCAGCCGCGAGGCCGUGGCCCGGCUGGAGAAAGCCAUCGCCUUCGCCGACCGACUGCACGCCGUGGACACGGACGGUGUGGAGCCCAUGGCGUCGGUCCUGGAGGACAGAUGUGUGUACUUGAGAGCAGACAAUGUUGGAGAAGGCAGCUGUGCUGAAGAAGUUCUACAAAACUCCCGCCACAUCGUAGAGGAGUAUUUUGUGGCUCCCCCAGGUAAUAUCCCUUUGCCAAAGCUUGGUAAACAAGAUCCCUUCUCCCAUAGCUGAUUAGUAUCCUUGGAAGGAGGUACCCUGUGAACAGCAACAAACCCAACCCAACGGUGGUGAUAUUUUGUUAUGAACACUAAUGCAACUGGCUCUUCUGAAGACAGUGGUGAAACAUCUAGCCAAAGCAAGGCAGUGAGUUCCUGGUGUUGAUAAAAGAACAAGACUUCUUCCAAGGAAAAGGCCACAAGUAUUCACCUGUUAAGUAUGGGAAACUUAGUCCUCCCUUCUCUCCCUUUCCUGCAAAAUACUAUCUAUCAACUGCAUCUGUCUCAACUUUUCUGUUUAUAUACCUAGUAGUCAUCACCUGAUGGUGUUUUUUUAAGGUUCUACCCAAGGACUCACUAUGCAAAGGUCUGAAUACUGGGCUAAUAAAGCUUGGGAACCCCUA